UUAGUAACUUACAGAAAAAUAACAACUUAAUCAAUUACAUACACACAUUGAUACGAUUUUCAAGCAUACAAUUUAUUAAUUAUGGUUCUGACGCGAUUGCUGGUUAAGGAUGGCGGGUUUGGCACCCAGAUGACCGUGCAUGUGGGCAACUCCGUCGAUGGUGAUCCGUUGUGGAGUGCACGCUUCAAUGCCACCAAUCCAACGGCCGUCAUCAAUACCCAUCUCGAUUUUCUGCAGAAUGGCGCUGAUAUGAUACUGACAAACACAUAUCAGACGAGUGUAGAGGGCUAUAUGGAAUAUCUGGAGCUGGAUGAGCAGGAGAGCAUUGAGCUAAUCAAGAACACUGUACAACUGGCGCACGUGGCCAAAGAAAAGUAUCUAACCGAAUGCUAUGAGGCGCAGCUGGAAGUGAACGAAGGUUACCCGCUGAUUAUUGCUUCGAUUGGACCAUUUGGCGCUCAUCUGCACGACGGAUCCGAGUACACGGGCGAGUAUGCGGAUUAUGUGGCCCCAAAAACCAUAACCGACUGGCAUCGCGUCCGCAUUGAGGCCUGUCUAGAGGCGGGCGUGGAUGCGUUGGCUAUUGAAACGAUACCCUGCCAAAUGGAGGCAGAAGCAUUGGUUGAGAUGCUCUGCGAUGAUUAUCCCGACGUGAAAUUCUGGGUGGCAUUUCAAUGCAAGGACGAGAGCAGGCUGGCGCAUGGCGAAGAGUUCGCUGACGCUGCGAAUGCAAUUUGGGACAUAUUGCGAGAGCGAAAGGCGUUGGACAAUUGCCUCGCUGUGGGCGUGAAUUGUGUGCAUCCCAAGUUUGUGACUCCGCUCUUCAAAAGCCUGAAUGGUGAGCGUAGCGUGGAGGAACAAAUCCCACUAGUGGUCUAUCCAAACAGCGGCGAGGUCUACGAUGUGACAACAGGUUGGCAGGGCCGUGAACAUUGUGUGCCGCUCGAGAAAUAUGUGCCGGAAUGGGCGCAGCUGGGCGCGAAAAUCAUUGGUGGCUGCUGCAGGACCUAUGCCCGGGACAUUCGGCACAUUAGCGAGGCCGUCCACGCCAUUAAUAAUCACAAAUAAGUCGCUUGAUCUAGAAAUCCAUGUAAAUAAUUGUAUUUAGAUUGUAAAUAAAGGCAAAACUAAAAAAAA
Messenger RNA from Drosophila grimshawi, 1137 nucleotides. RefSeq names its product homocysteine S-methyltransferase. Gene Ontology annotation, biological process: S-methylmethionine cycle. The transcript has 4 exons. The coding region runs from base 82 to 1068 and encodes 328 amino acids. Lineage: Eukaryota; Metazoa; Arthropoda; Insecta; Diptera; Drosophilidae. Gene Ontology annotation, molecular function: S-adenosylmethionine-homocysteine S-methyltransferase activity; zinc ion binding. The record is from RefSeq and is a predicted model, not a curated record.